This is a messenger RNA of Drosophila bipectinata, 4520 nucleotides long. RefSeq lists its product as uncharacterized. Gene Ontology annotation, molecular function: RNA polymerase II cis-regulatory region sequence-specific DNA binding; DNA-binding transcription repressor activity, RNA polymerase II-specific. The record is from RefSeq and is a predicted model, not a curated record. Lineage: Eukaryota; Metazoa; Arthropoda; Insecta; Diptera; Drosophilidae. Gene Ontology annotation, biological process: regulation of transcription by RNA polymerase II. Gene Ontology annotation, cellular component: nucleoplasm.
GAUACUCAGAUACGGGCGCUCAGUGUGGAUUCGUCUUUUGGCCCAUUCGGAUGUGGCCACCGCGCGCGCCUUGUCCGCUGGCAGUUUUAUUAUUAUUGUUGUUAUUAUUUGGGCCCUAACUCUUGCUCGCUGCGCUUGCCCUUUCGUUUUCGUUACUCGGUUUCUCGGUUUUCGGUUGUCAGUUGUCGGUUGUCGGUUAUUGUCGCGUUGUGUUUGUGCAUCCGUCUGUUAUAGUUGUUGUUGUGUUCCAGUUGCAGUUGUGGGAGUGUAUAUGAUUGCAUUGCAGAUGGCCGAAACGAUCAGCACAGCGGCCAGCGGAAUGGAGCUGGCCCUGAAGGACCCCAGCCCCACGGUGGGCGGGGGCAUCAUCGUGGAUAUGACGCCCACUGCGGCGGCUCUGUUGCAUCACAACGCCAUGGCGCUGCGCAGCCUGAAGGAGGCUGCCAGCUCGGCCUCUGCCUCGGAAUCGGAGCUCCAGGAGCCGCGCUCCCCGACGCCCACGCCCACGAAUCUCAGCACCGCCCCUCACUCGCCGCCCAUGACAUUUCGCUGCGAGCGUUGCGACAGUUUCGAGACCAGCUCCCGUGCCUCCCUGCUCCUCCAUGUGGUGCAAUGCCUGGCCGGUCAGGCGGCAGCUGCUGCAGCCGCUGCGGCGGCCACGGCGCGUCUCAAGUCGGAGGAUCUGCAGGAGCCGGAGAACAUGAGCCUGGGCCACAUGGAAGGAGGCGGUGGUGGCGGCGGCAAGGGAGACCGCGAUAACCAGUCCGGAAAUGGAAAUGGCUCCAGCUCCUCGGCCAGCUCAUCGCCGGCCGGAAACAGCGGCAGUGGCAGCAGUUCCCGCAAAGUGUUCGAGUGCGACGUGUGCAACAUGAAGUUCUCCAACGGGGCCAACAUGCGGCGCCACAAGAUGCGACACACGGGCGUCAAGCCGUACGAGUGCCGAGUGUGCCAGAAGCGGUUCUUCCGCAAGGACCAUCUGGCGGAGCACUUCACCACGCACACCAAGACGCUGCCCUAUCACUGCCCCAUCUGCAAUCGGGGCUUCCAGCGACAGAUCGCGAUGCGGGCCCACUUCCAGAACGAGCACGUGGGACAGCACGACCUGGUGAAGACUUGCCCGCUCUGCAGUUACCGCGCCGGCUCCAUGAAGUCCCUGAGAAUCCACUUCUUCAACCGACACGGCAUCGAUCUGGAUAAUCCGGGACCGGGCGGUACCUCUUCCCUGUUGCUGGCCCUCGAAUCACAGGCCUCGGCGGCGGCGGCAGCGGCAGCAGCCAGUUACGUGCCUCCAGGACUCAGUCCGGUGCCGGUGCAAUCUCAAUCCCAGCAGCAACAGGCGCCGGUUGCUCCGCCGGCCAGCGAUAGCGGGGAGUCGAUGCGAUCCCUGGAGAAUGCCACACCUCCGAUGCACUUCCUCACGCCGCACGUGGAGAUUUCGACCCUGGGUGAGAGUGGCAACACGGAGCUGUUCAAUGGCAACAACAACAACAACAACAAUACCAAUAGCAACAACAACAACAACAACAACAACUGCAUUACCAACAACAAUAACAACAAUAACAACAACAAUAGCAGCGCCAACAACAACCACAACCAUAAUGGCAGCAGUAACAACUCCAUUAGCAAUGGAAAUGGUAGUGCCGAGUCCAAUGCCGAUAAGGUGAAAGAUCGAGCCCUGAUCAUGCAAUCGCCGGUGGAGCUGCCCAUGGAUUGCAACACUAAGGCCACGCCCAUCACAUCCAGCACCACGGCCAGCAGCCUGAGUGCGGGCUUGAAGAGCCACCAUCUCCACCAUCAUCAUCACCAUCACGAGAAUCACAUAACGCCUUCAAUCAGUCUGAUACCGAUUAAGCAGGAGCCCAUGUCUGAGGAUUUGGAUAAAAAGGACCUGAUGAAUGGCAGUGAUCCCAGCAGUGACUCCGAGCAGGCUUCCAACAACAACAACAACAUCAACAGUUGCAACAACAACAGAAUCACCUCACUGAUUAAGGUCUCGCCACUAAAGUCGCUUUUGCGCGAAGAUCUAAAGCGUCGAAUCUGCGCCAAGGCCAAUAACCGGAUUACCCGGAAUGCCACGCCCCUGGAGAACAACAACAACAACAACACAGUGCUGUCCAAUAGCCUGAGCAACGGAUCCGGCAAUGGCUCGACCGGAGUGAAUGGCGGCAGUGCAGGAAGCGGAUCGGGAGGAACCGCUGGACCGCCAACACCGGCCACACCCAAUGCCAGCAACGGUCUCAAUUCGACACCCAUCUGCAACGGAACGAUCACCUCGACCGGACAGGAUGGUGAUUUGUUGCUCAACCGGAAGCUGAUACUCACCUGCCACUUUUGCGGCAUCGAGUUCCCGGACGAGACGCUGUACUUCCUGCACAAGGGCUGCCACUGCGACAGCAAUCCGUGGCGGUGCAACAUCUGCGGCGAGCAGCUCAACAACGUGUACGAGUUCAACUCUCACCUGCUGAGCAAGAGCCACCAAUAGCAGCCACAGUUGGCCGGCAAGUAGGCAGGAGCUUGCCGGCCCAGUGACAGUGUCAGGAUCAGGAUCACGAUCGGUGUAGACAUUUGGAUUCGGAUCCAAAGAUUCGGAAUAUUUACUUAGCUCAAUUUUGAGAGAUUUUCCACAACCAGGCACACAGUUAAGCUCAGAGCAAAUUAUACACUUACCAUCUAGUUCUACGAUUACACUUACGUCUACGUUACAUACAUAUAUAUAUAUACAAAUAUAUAUAUAUGUAUAUAUAUAUAUAUAUACUUAUAUAUAGUUAGAGAUAACUCAUCAUAUUUUUAUGAUCUGCAUGCAGAGAGUAUGAAAAAUCAAAUGAGAGCUACGUAGUUACCUAAUCCCUUAAAAGAAAGUCGGAGAAAGUAUAAAGGUUUUUGCGCGAAAACGUUUAACGUUUCAGGAUGUUAUGGAUGGAAAUCAAAAGAACGAUAAGCGGAAAAGAAUACAAUGGUUAUAUUAUAUAGCUUCCCGAAUGAAAGCCCUGUUAUGUAGUCUUAUUAUGCCCUAGGUUUUGUAGUUAUAGUCCUUAAGUACUUGGCAAUAAUUUCCAGCCGGUUCAACUGGCCAGCAGCAAAGAAAAAAAAAGAAGAAUAUGUAUCGCCACGUAAGUCCGCUUAAGUCGGUUUAGUGCAUUAUAUACAUAAAUAUAUAUAUAUAUAUAUAGCUUCGGUUCGCCUUAAAGGUGGCAGUUUAUGGUUUUCAACAUCCACACACAUACACAUAGGUACAUUCGUUAUAUAUAUACUUGAUUAUAUAUGUAUAUGCCUAAAAAGAUUCAUCGAAGGGCUUUAAAUUUGUUAUGUUUUCAGAGUUUAAUACGAGAGCAGCAAGUUUAAUUAUAGAAGCUAUAUCUAUAUACAAGAAAAUGUUACAUAUACAGGAUAUAUAUACGUACAUAGCCAGGUUACACACAUACACACACACGCUCACUGACUCACUUUAACACAGAUACAGAUACAGAUACAGAGAUACAUAGCAAAAACAGAUACAAAUUCAGAUUCAGAUUCUUUUAGCUUAGCAAGAGGUUAACGAAUUUUGAAUUCAAUUAUUAUACUCGUACCUUUUAUAUAGCUCUUAGUUCGAAUAACUAAUCUAACACAGUAACAAAGUAAAAGUUUAAAGAAAAGCCACACAUAUUUCGAAUAAUCGCACAGUGCUGCUAGUAAGUUUGCAUACAACGGAAAAAAAAUGGAAUAAAUAAAAAGCAGAAAACAGAAAGCAGCGGCAAAGCAUAGUAACAUUUUUUUAAAAACAAACAAGACAAAAAACAAAAACAUGCAAAAAUUACAAUUGUGAUACGAAAUUGUUGUAAAUAAUUGGUAAAUCGAAAUAUGAGUAACAUGAACUUUAUUAUUUUAGAGGAAAGGAAAGAAAAACUAUGCCUUAGAUGCCUAUGAUAUAGCAUUACAUAAGUACAUACAUAAAAACAUACUGAUAUCUACUUCUAUACGAUACGAGCGAUCACUGUACAAACAACCAACUGGACAAACUGUUGAUUAGUAUAGUUAACUUUAGUGUAAAUCAAAAUUUGCAAAAUUUUGCAAUCCCCCCAACCCCCCCAUAUACCCACGACCCCUGGAUCCCGUCCUGUUUCCUCCCCUCCUUGCCCCAACCUCUGCUGACGUCACGGGUUGUAUGCAGCCAGCAAGGCGCCACUGUGCGCCAAAAUUUUACUUCAGAUUAACAUCCGUCCAUGAUGUUCACAAAAAAAUGAAAAGAAUUACAAAAAAAAAUUAGGGCUGAUAGCGAAUGAUGUAACACACACACUUACAUAUAACCAUAAUGCUUAUGUACAUGUAAACCAGGAGAAAAUUAUGUUUAGAUUCCCAUCUACCACCUUCUUUGGUUGUUAUUGAUCUUUACUUAUUAAGAUAGAUAGCAUUAAUUUUUUAGUCGAAGGUUUUUGUUAAUCAUUUUUGUUGUUCAUCGUUAGCAGCACUUGCGCACAUUAUGUACAUUAUUUUUUUUCUUAUAGACCUCCUGCCUCCCCCCCUCUACUUAUAGACAUUAUGUA